AAACUAAUUGGACGAUAAAAAUAAUUUGAUAAUUGAUGCUGCCAAUUCGCGGCUGUACACGAGUCGUGGGAACAAUAGUCGACCUUAGGACAAAUAUACAUUGGACCAAACGACAGUGCUGUUGUCGAUGAUAAUAUUAUGUCGUACUGCUGACGGCUAUGGAGUGAGGUGUCUUAUCCCUACCUAACUGAUAACGUUCUUUGAAUAUCUGGUUAAAAGUCUUUACGUUCCUUGUACGGUACUCUAGUUUCAAUCAUCCGCACAAUCAACAGUUCAAAUUUCAAUAUUCUUGUUUCGGUAUUCUAGCCGCUUCUUGUUUUGUUAAUCAGGUGCUUAAAAAAUGGUUGUCAAAGUAUACAUAUCCGGCAUAUCCGGUAACAAAGAGGUGAAAAAACGCCAACAAAGAGUAACUAUGAUUUUAGACAGCAAGAGUAUAGAAUACGAUCUGGUGGACAUUACAGAACCGGGCAAAGAGGAAGAUAAAGCAUACAUGCAAACGAACAGUAAAACUAAAGAUGGAUCGAGAAACGCGUUGCCCCCACAAAUAUUCAACAAUAAUGUUUAUUGCGGGGACUAUGAUGACUUUGACAUUGCAAAUGAAUUGGAUGAAUUAGAUAAGUUUUUUGAUAUUUCUUCCAAAAAACAACCAUCAGAGGCAAAAGAAAUAAAUGGUUCAGACAAAACGGAAGAACACAAAGAAGAAAGCACUAAUGGUGAAAAUAAGCCAGUUGAAGGAGCUGUAAAUGACAGUUCUAACGAAGAAGAAGAUGAGAAAUCGAAGUCUGAUGGUAAUGAUUCUGAUGAAGACGAAAAAGAUUUAAAAGAAUCGCUUGACACGCAGGUAAAAAUGAAUGGCACAACAGAAGAAAAUACAGAAUCCGUCCCACAUCCUGAUGACACAAAAAAUACAGUAUUAGAUAUCCCAGAAACUAAACAAGAUAAGAUAUCAGAUAAUGAAGAGGAAAUUGAAGAGUGAGAUGUUAAUGCACUCCAUACUAUUUAUUAAAUAAGAAUAAAAAUUAAAACAAAUGUACAAAAUAUAAAUCCCCGUUACGCUGCCUUAAUUCUAACAAAUUAUUGUUAUUUUAUAUUUAACAUAUUAUAUCCUUUUAGUAAAAAUCUCAGUUAAAUUACAUUUUAACUUAAUAAUUUAUUAAUUUUUUUUAUUUAUUUAAUCAUAUUUAAUAUUUUCUGAAGGAGUAUUUGUAAGCUAUAUAUACCAUCUUUAUUAUAAUGCUUAAAUUAUUAUCUAUUAAUUUUGGUCUGUGCGUAUUUUGUCCAUGACUGU
Adelges cooleyi (spruce gall adelgid) is the source of this 1288-nucleotide messenger RNA. Its product is annotated as SH3 domain-binding glutamic acid-rich protein homolog. Gene Ontology annotation, cellular component: cytoplasm. The coding region runs from base 341 to 976 and encodes 211 amino acids. The transcript has 6 exons. NCBI's taxonomy places the organism in Eukaryota, Metazoa, Arthropoda, Insecta, Hemiptera, Adelgidae. The record is from RefSeq and is a predicted model, not a curated record.